Ylistrum balloti is the source of this 423-nucleotide messenger RNA. RefSeq names its product pol-RFamide neuropeptides-like. Bases 1 to 423 code for a protein of 140 amino acids. The record is from RefSeq and is a predicted model, not a curated record. The transcript is spliced from 2 exons. NCBI's taxonomy places the organism in Eukaryota, Metazoa, Mollusca, Bivalvia, Pectinida, Pectinidae.
AUGGCUGCCACCCAGAUCACUUCCAAUACUGAAACUGAUCAGUACAUAAAGAACACGUGGUCCAACACUGAAACUGAUCAGUACAUAAAGAACACGUGGUCCAACACUGAAACUGAUCAGUACAUAAAGAACACGUGGUCUAACACUGAAACUGAUCAGUACAUAAAGAACACGUGGUCCAACACUAAAACUGAUCAGUACAUAAAGAACACGUGGUCCAACACUAAAACUGAUCAGUACAUAAAGAACACGUGGUCCAACACUGAAACUGAUCAGUACAUAAAGAACACGUGGUCCAACACUGAAACUGAUCAGUACAUAAAAAACACGUGGUCCAACACUAAAACUGAUCAGUACAUAAAGAACACGUGGUCCAACACUGAAACUGAUCAGUACAUAAAGAACACGUGGUCCAACACUUAA